Molecule: messenger RNA, 4408 nt
Organism: Hylaeus volcanicus
Lineage: Eukaryota; Metazoa; Arthropoda; Insecta; Hymenoptera; Colletidae
Exons: 27
Coding region: 98-4405 (1435 amino acids)
Biological process (GO): regulation of ARF protein signal transduction
Molecular function (GO): guanyl-nucleotide exchange factor activity
Source: RefSeq, a predicted model, not a curated record
UAUAGGCAACUCGUUGUUCCAGAUUUUAUAACUAAAUAUAUUACCGUAGACAGUCAAAAACCUCACUGGUAUAUUUUUAUGAAAAGUUUUUAGUUCAAUGCAAAGAUUAAAGGACUGUUUAAAUAACAUAAAACUCCAAAGUACUUUUAAUGUAGAAACUAAGUCACAAUCUAAUGAAAAAAUUGAUAUCAACGAAAAUGUACUGAAGGCACCAGAAAUCAUAGAUCAAGAGGAACCAUCAUCUUAUUUAGCCCUGGAUGAGAUUAGUUCCGUGAAAUCAAUACGUCAAGGAAUCAUACACAGAGAUACUCCUAAUAGUAGCAAUUUUAAAAGAUGUCAAUGCUUAGAAACACCUUUCAAUUUAAACACAUCCCAUUAUGUUCAUGUAGAAGACACAAUAUUCCCAAAUUCCUCCACCAUUUAUUCUUGCAGAAAGAACCAAAACUAUAGAGACUGUUCUAGUGUAUCAUCUUUGUCCAAUAAAGAAAAUGAACCAGCUACUUUCAAUAACUUAUCUAAGGAAUUGUGGGCUUCGUUGAAUGAAAAAUACUGUAUUGAAGAAAAUUUAGUCUUUUCGUUAUAUAAUCGUUCUUUUCGAGAAGUUUUAGACUCCGUUAUCAUUACUUUCAAUACGCUAGGACCCAUUCCUUCCUUUGUGUUAUUGAAGAAGAAUGGUUUAUUAGAUCCAACGAGUUCAGAAGAAAUAGCAGCUUUUCUAUUUUUUACUCAAGGCUUGGAGAAAUCUCGUAUUGGAAAAUUUUUAAGCAUUCCUGAUGAUUUCAAUACAGAAGUCGUGAAGCACUUUCUGCGUUUUUUUGAUUUUAAAAACGUUGAUCUUGUAUCCGCAUUACGAUUAUUUUUUUCUAAAUUUCAACCUCCAGGGGAAUCACAACAAUUGUUACGUUUCGUUAACGCUUUUAGUAAUGCAUAUGUGAAUGAUAAUUCUACCGUUGACAUGGUUCCAGAUACAAUCGCAUAUUUAGCGUAUGCCAUCCUUAUGCUUCACACAGAUCAGCAUAAUACAAAGGUUCGACAAAAAAUGACCAAGGAUGCCUUUGUUAAACUUUUGUUAACAAAAGACGAAAAACCAGCACAAGACAAGAAAUUUUACAACUCAGAUCUCCCUUUAAUCUUUACCCGUAAAUAUCUUGAGGGAGUGUAUGACAAUGUUGUUACAUCAGAAUUUCGUUUAUUCUACACUGAGCGUGAUUUGCUUUAUUCCCGAUUGUCAAAACAGGAAUACCUGGGUUUAUUACAAAACACUUUAUUUAAUUCUACAUUAAAAAAGAGGUUAUCUAAUGGUACCAAACAUGAAUCCUUAAUUAAUGAAGUCAUAAAAAAAGGCGUUGUAUUCGUGAAAUAUUGUCGUACUGGUACAUUAAGAUUGCGUCAAUUAAAAGUUUCUGAUGAUGAAGCAUCUUUAGAAUGGUUUCCUUUUGGACAGCAAAAUGUGGACCUACUUGGCAUGAAAAACAAAAAAAUUGAUCGUUCUAUUGCUUUAGUAGAUAUAGAGGAUGUCACAAUAGAGUAUUUUUCACGCAGAGGAAAAAUACGAGGAGUUCGAAAUAUACCGGAGUUUUGCUGUACAAUCUAUUCAACUCAUCGUAAACUCGUUUUGUGUGAAUCGGUUGCAACGGAAUUCCCGUUACAGGCUUGGGCAUCUAUUAUUUUAGCAAUAUCUCAGCGCCUGAAAUGUUCUUUGUUAAAUGAAAAUUGUGGAAAUGGUUUAAAUGAAGUGGAGCGUGUGUCUAACUCACAAGAAGAACUUUGUCCUAUGUCAUAUGCUUACGAAACUCUUUCAUCUCAACGUUUUAAAUUACCUCCAUCUAACAAAGAAAUGCAUAGACAAAGCAAAAGGUUCACUGCAUCCUCUUGCACUCAUGACGAAGUCAUAAAAUCUUUCACGAUGGUGAAAGGCAGAUCUAUUUCUAUUCCAGGAGAUGUAUCUCACAGUUCUUCUCGUCAACUCCACGAUACACUAAGCACGUCAAAACAUUCAAUAGAUGAUGUUCUAGACAAUUGCUUCAUUAAACGGACCCAAUCUGAAAUAUGUGUUUCACGUGCAACCAAAGAAAGGAGCAGAAACUUUUCGAACUUAUUAACCAAAACAAAAUCACAAAAACCAACAGUUUCGAAAACGGACUCUACAAACGCGGAUGGAUCAAAAACGGAUGUCGUGCGAAUGCGCUCUUUUUCACAUAUGACGCACUCCGCUAAUAAAAAUAAGAAGUUUUAUAAUCCAUUUGACAAAACACCAUUCUUCAAAGAAAAUCAACAAAGUGUGGAAACAGCUGCCGUCUUGGGACACUGGAAGGAUAUUUUGACGAAUUGGGAUUAUCAUUGGCAUGGAUUGGGAGCAUGUUCUAGUGCGUUAAAUGGACAGCAAAGCUACUCCAAUUUUUUUCGUGACUCAUUUUCCUUGAACGAGACUCAAAAUGUCUCUUUUCUUAACGAGUGGCUAGUUCCUGCGCAACAAAAUCGUUUUUCUUGCAAAACGGAAAAACAUGAAAGUGGCUUUCUAAGAGAAAGUUUUCUUAUUAAAAGGACAAAUACAAUGCUGAUGGACUAUGAACCUUUGAGCAGUUUUUCAAUGUCGAAUGAAUUUUUACAAGAUAAUCCUAAUAAAACCGGGAAUUUUUUAACCAUUCCCAGUUGGCCUUUAAAUACAAUCAAUCAUGUAAUAUUUUUGGAUUUUGAAAUUUUUCGCUGGUUAAUAUCUGGAGCGUGUCGUGUUUCUUGCAAAAACGUAACCAGUGUUAAAAAUGUAAAUGAUGUAGCAACAGUUUCCGUAGAGGAUAUUUCUUUAUUACGUCCUUGUAUCAUGGGACGCAUAUGUCAUUAUAUUUGCUACUGGUAUUUUGAUUGGAAUCAGGAAAAGAGACUUUUACAUAAAAAAACGACAACAAAUUUUAUGAAGCCAGUAUUCGAUAGAAUGUCUGGAAAUUUAAGUGAUAACGGAUCCAAAAUACUAUGUAGGAGCAUACCGUCACAGGAUAUACCUAAUUAUGGCUCACAUAUUAGUCGAAUAAGUGAUUAUCUUUUAGGUGUAUGGUGGUUGGGACUUCCAGAUGCAUUACGAGCCAAUCUUUGGCUUAUUUGUUUUACAAACAGAGCUUUUCCCACUGAACUCGAUGAUACCUUGUAUAGUACUACACCUCGCAUUACCAACGAGAAACAACCACUCUGUCAGCAAAUUUUUCAUAUUCUCCAUGAUGAAAUUAUAAAACACUCAAAUCACUUACAACUCCUACUUCCGUGUCCAUGUCAAUUGUAUAGUGGAUGGUUUCUUGGUUUACAACAAACUUUAAUACAUACAACACGAAUUUACGAGGGCACUUUUACUCAGUGUGAGAGCUGUUGUUUGAUGGAAAAUAUUGAAACGAAUAGGAAGAAUAAAAAUUUUUUUAACUUAUGCGUUUCUUCUGACAAAGGGAAGAUAUCAUAUAAUGACUAUAUACCCGCAAGCUGUUCGUAUCAAAUGAACACACUGCAUUCAGUCUCCGUCUAUCGAAGGAGCAAUUCUGCACCAGCGAGACUAAUUAUUUCCCAACAUUCCACAGACCCUUUCAGCUUACCUUCAUUUUUAAACCCCUCUUUUUAUAAAACGACCGUAACAAAUCACACAUGUUUUCAUUGUCACGAACCUUUGUUUUUAAGAAAAAAAAAAAAAUGCACACCGACAAAUCAAUUAUGGUUUUGCGCUAUAGUUUUUUUAUGUUCCGCAUAUCAUGAUUUUUUAGUGAAAUCACCCAUAUGCUUUACUAGUAUUAUUCAUCUUGCCGCCGUUUGCACAUCCAUAACAACUUCUCGUAUCGUUGGUUUGAAACUAUUGCAUUGUAUUAUUUUUUCAACAAAUCUUCCCGUUCACGACUUAUUAUCUUUAAAUAAUUCCGAAUCCUCACAUCGUACAUUCGUUCGUUUUCAGUUGUUUCAAACUUUAUUCUCUGAAAAACUUCCUGUCCUUUUUAAACAUUUUAAAACACUACAGAUAACACCAGACUUUUAUUUACCUGUAUGGUUUGGACAAUUGUUCUCUGGAUGUAUGCCGAUUGAUCAACUUGUUAAAGUUUGGGAUCGUAUUUUUCUUGGAGGAGAAACGAUUAUCUUUCAAGUAGCCUUAGGUAUACUUCAUUAUCAUGAAGUUUACUUAUUAACGUUAACCUUCAAGGGUUGCUUACGACUCUUACUACAAGAUUUCCAUCAAGAUUUGCCGCUUUUGGAAACCAAUUUAUCCGGUUUAAAAUGGCAUAAAGAAUUGUUUGAUACCACACGAUUAUGGAGAUGUAUUGACCGAUGUAGGGUCAAUCCUGUUAUCGUUCGUUCUUGUACUGAAGGUGUUCAUAGUCUUUGCACAUCGGAAAAAUUGCAGCAAUUAUUGUUGAAAAAUAGUUCAAUGGACUCUUAAUUU